UGAGAAAGGUGCUGAUGUAUUCUUCGUUGUUGUACAUGCGUACUGAUUCUGGCCCGGACAAAUAUUCCUCCACCAACUUUCGCCGCGUCCUAGAGCAUUCAUGUGGAACAUAUGGUACUGAUUGAGUGGCUCACGGACACAUACGCACACACUGCAGAUAAUAUGGACAUCCAGGAAGUAAGUGCAUCCUUAGUGAUCCUUACAUACAAACUGGCCUGAGCAAGGAAUUUGUAGUGCGCCAGCGGCCCAGGGGAACAGCUGAAGGCAGAGCCAGAAGCACAGAGUGAGGAGCUGCCUCACCAACCAGUACCGCAGCUUUUCCCCUACUAGCUAGCAGUAAGUGGUAACGUGUGAUCUUCGUAAAGUUCUCAACGCCAUUUUGUUGCAGUGAUCUCCAGCACAAUGAUGCCUUUGGCUUAGCCAAUUCGUGGCGGACUGCUGCUACUGCUAUCACUUUUACCACCAGUAUUCACUAAUGCAAGCCGUCCUCUGGAUGUGCCUGAUACUGUGAUAGUGAUACAACAGUGGGAAUAGCCGGUACACCCAGCAGGUAGAUCUACUAGUUGCAGGUACUAGGUCCAUCACUUCCUGUGCGUAGAAAGUCAUCUUCAUUACCCUAGUCCGUAGGUUAGUUUCCGGCCAAGCCUACCUGCCGCUACGAACACGUACAGCAAGUAUAGCAAGUGCAGCGAAUACAGUAAGUACAGCAAGUACAAGGCAAGAGACCUGCUAGCCACCGAGGCGUUCAACGGAGCGUUCACGUCUACCAAAAAAAGUUGGUUCGUCCGGACAGGGACGAGCAGCAGCAGCCAUGUCCUGCUGCUUAUCCGAGGAGAACCGGGAGGCACAACGCAUCAACAAAGAGAUCGACAGGCAGUUGAAGCGCACCAAGACUGCGCUACAUCGCGAGAUCAAGCUGCUGCUCUUAGGUGCCGGAGAGUCUGGAAAGAGUACAUUCGUGAAGCAGAUGAGAAUCAUCCAUGGCCAGGGCUAUUCGAAGAAAGACCGGUCUGAUUUCCGCCAAUAUAUCUACCAGAACAUCUUCAUGUCAAUGCAGGCUAUGUUGGAAGCCAUGGACAAGCUUGGCAUUGAAUUGUCUGAUACGGAUAACAAGCCGCAUGCGAUGGCCAUUGCGGCAAUCACACCGGACUUAGUGACGGAAUUCCUACCCGAGUAUGCUGAUAUGUUGGAGCAACUGUGGGCAGAUAAAGGAGUGCAGGCGUGCUACAGCAGACGAAGAGAGUAUCAGCUUAGCACUUCUACCGAUUUCUACUACAGCUCGCUGCGAAGAAUUGCUGAUCCCAUGUUUGUCCCAACGGAACAGGACGUGCUGAGAGUUCGUAUACCUACUACCGGACUCAACGAAUAUCCUUUCGACUUCACGGAGAGGAGAGUGCGCUUCCGCGUAAUCGACGUUGGGGGACAGCGCUCGGAGCGAAGGAAAUGGAUUCACUGCUUCGAGAACGUGCUCAGUGUGAUCUUCCUCGCUGCCAUGAGCGAAUACGAUGAGGUGCUGGUAGAGGAUGCCGAACAGAAUCGCUUGGAGGAGAGCCUAGCGUUGUUUGAGAGCAUUCUCACAGCACAGUGGUUCAGAAAGGCGUCGUUCAUCCUCUUUCUCAACAAGAAGGACUUACUGGCGGACAAGUUGAAAGCAUCUAAUCUUCAGGACUACUUUCCAGAGUAUGAAGGUCCCUAUGAUGAUCAAACUGAUGAAGAAGCUGCAAAAGAGUUCAUCCGAGACAUGUACCUGGCUGUAACGGAAGGUGACGAUGAGCGCACCAUCUACUGGCACUACACUUGUGCAACGGAUACAGAGAAUAUUCGUUUUGUGUUCGACUCAGUCAAGGAAACCCUGAUCACCCGUGCGAUUGAGGGUAUUUCCCUGAAUUGAGCUGUCUCUGAUUGCUGGUGAGGGAGGUAUCAAGCUAGGCUGAGUUCUGGCUGAACACAUGAACGUUUUGACAUGCAGUUAGAUGGUUACAGAUAGGUUUGGCCUUCUGCCGUUUUGUGGUGCAAGAGAGGGACGGCCAGUACACAUGCGCGCGUGUGUGUGUGUGUGUGUGUGUGUGUGUGUGUGUGUGUGUGUGUGUGUGUGUGUGCAUGUGUGCGUGCGUGCGUGUGUGUGCGCACGCGUGUGAGCUCUUGUUUCCAUGCACUUCCAGCACAAACUUGCAUGGAUGUGUGUGUAUAUACUUCAGGUAGUUGGUUUCUCGUUCUCAGUGACUCCACAGGUUUCAAUUCAUUUUCCCACUUGUGACUCAAACGGGUAGUAGUAUUUUUUUGUGCAGCCUGCGACUGUUCCGGUACUGGAAUAUACAUGCCGGUGCGAGUAGCAAGGAUGCCCAUUCUUGAGCCAGCUUCCAUGGACAGCCGAGCAUAUUCCAUCGUCACUUUCAAAUCCAAACUCAACUCUCAGGCAGAACACGCAGCCGAACUCACACCACCCUAACACCUCCUAUCUCAUUUACGUCUUCUUUGUCCGGCUGGCAUGUAGAUGCCAUGCAGUGAAUUGCUGACAGAUACAUGGACAAGCCAUGCGGCCACUCAGUACAGACACAUGUACACGAGGAUGAGCUAUGCGGCCACUCAGUUGUCUGCAUGUUCUAUACCUAUUAGUGAUAUUUUGUGCAAACAGCCAAUAGCUGAAUUGUGAAAUUGUAACAUUACUUACUCUCAGUAUCUUUUCGUAUCAUUCUGUGAGAGUCUUACAGCCCUUGUAUGGCUGGUGAGAAGGCAUGACUCGUAGUUGCCUGUUCGUUUGAUGAAGUGAAAUAAAGAAUACUGUAUACCAUA
Molecule: messenger RNA, 2793 nt
Organism: Sycon ciliatum
Lineage: Eukaryota; Metazoa; Porifera; Calcarea; Leucosolenida; Sycettidae
Product: guanine nucleotide-binding protein G(q) subunit alpha-like
Exons: 1
Coding region: 812-1891 (359 amino acids)
Biological process (GO): adenylate cyclase-modulating G protein-coupled receptor signaling pathway
Cellular component (GO): heterotrimeric G-protein complex
Molecular function (GO): GTPase activity; G-protein beta/gamma-subunit complex binding; guanyl nucleotide binding
Source: RefSeq, a predicted model, not a curated record